AUGUCGGGCGGAUUCGAACCGUUCGCCCUUUCUGAAGAUGAUGUGCUGAAGCUGAUCGCCACUCAAGCACACAUUGGAUCUGCAAAUGUUGAUUUCCAAAUGGAGCAAUACGUCUAUCAGCGGCGCUUUGAUGGAACUUACAUUAUCAAUUUGAAAAAGACAUGGGAGAAGCUGCUUUUGGCUGCUCGUGCUAUUGCUGCUGUUGAGAAUCCCGCUGAUGUCGUUGUGGUCUCUGCUCGACCAUACGCUCAGAGGGCCCUCCUCAAAUUCGCCGCUCACACUGGCGCUACUGCUAUUUUUGGACGUUUCAGUCCUGGAUGUCUCACAAAUCAGAUCCAAAAGACUUUCAAAGAGCCACGUCUUCUGGUUAUUUCUGAUCCUCGUGUUGAUCAUCAGGUGAGCAGUUUUAAUUUUUGA
Molecule: messenger RNA, 417 nt
Organism: Strongylus vulgaris
Lineage: Eukaryota; Metazoa; Nematoda; Chromadorea; Rhabditida; Strongylidae
Source: the annotation of a GenBank genome assembly